Messenger RNA from Aspergillus homomorphus CBS 101889, 648 nucleotides. RefSeq lists its product as uncharacterized. The coding region runs from base 1 to 648 and encodes 215 amino acids. The transcript is spliced from 3 exons. The record is from RefSeq and is a predicted model, not a curated record. NCBI's taxonomy places the organism in Eukaryota, Fungi, Ascomycota, Eurotiomycetes, Eurotiales, Aspergillaceae.
AUGUCUACCCCAUCCACACCCGGCAAUAAGCCAGAGAAGACCAUGUCUUCUCGUCUCUUGACGAUGAAGUUCAUGCAACGUGCUGCGGCUGAGAAGCCCACGCCGCAGUCGUCCGGUGAGACUUCCACUACGCCAGUCUCGAAGCGACAAAGGCUUUCGACGGGAUCAGUGCAGAGCCCCUCGACACCCCAAUCGGACAUGGACGCUGUCGCAGCCGCCCUAGCUGCCGAGGAGGAGAAGCGGAAAGAAGCGCUUGCUCGGCAGGCUGCGGAGUCGGGUGAUACAGAAUGGGUGCUGGACUAUGGCUAUGAGACACCUGCAACCCAACCGUUUGUCGUCGCCGAUAGCUCAUUGGACGCGGAUGACGACGACAUGGUCUACGGCGGGCGGCAGUCUUACGGCAACUAUAGGCGGAAGAAGAAGAGCGCGUCCGGAGGAACGGAAGAGGAAUCCGAUGAGGAUGAUGACAGCGACGCCGAUCCCAACGAUAUGGACGCCAUGAUUAAGAAGGCAAAGAAGAAAGCUGCGAAGAAGGAAAAGAACAAGCCUCAGCCAGUCAAGUUGUCGUCACUGACGAGUAUUUCUGGAGGGCGCCAUGGAAACAUUGGCGGCGAGAAGAAACAGAAGAAACGCAAGCACAAUAAAUAA